GUGUUGUGGAACUUGUGGAUAUGUCAGUGUUUUGAUGGCGUUUUUGGUGAUAUUUUUCUCAGCUCGCAAAAUUAUAGCUUUUUCAGCAAAAAUAGCCAAGUGCUUGAGUUAAAACCGGCCCUAAGUGAUGGGCAAGUGCAUGGUGGUGUGAUAUAAGGUGUGAAAAUUAUGCAAAAUAGUGGACAAAUUGGUGUUUUAGUGUGGUGAAGAUAAGCCUUUAGCGGACGUCGACGAAUGCAGAAAAGAAAUGGCAGCAGCACUUCUCAGCUCAGAUAUUUCCCGACGAAAUCCCCAGAAUGAGUAUGAGUUGAUCCAGAAGAUUGGCUCCGGAACGUAUGGGGAUGUGUACAAGGCGAAACGUCUGCAAAGCAAUGACCUUGCUGCCAUUAAAGUCAUCAAGUUGGAGCCCGGCGAUGACAUCCAAAUUAUUCAGCAGGAGAUCAUCAUGAUGCGAGAUUGUCGGCAUCCCAAUAUCAUUGCGUACUAUGGGAGCUACCUGCGGCGAGAUAAACUGUGGAUUUGCAUGGAAUAUUGUGGGGGAGGGAGUCUCCAGGAUAUUUAUCAAGUGACAGGUCCGCUGACGGAACAGCAGAUCGCCUACAUGUGCCGGGAGACUCUCAAGGGUCUAGCUUAUUUGCAUUCCCGCGGGAAGAUGCAUCGAGACAUCAAGGGAGCAAAUAUUCUUCUGACCGAGAGUGGAGAUGUCAAAUUGGCCGAUUUUGGUGUUUCAGCACAAAUUACGGCCACAAUCAACAAGAGACGCAGCUUUAUUGGUACUCCAUACUGGAUGGCCCCUGAAGUGGCCGCCGUGGAGCGAAAAGGUGGUUACAAUCAACUCUGUGAUAUUUGGGCAUGUGGUAUAACAGCUAUUGAAUUAGCUGAACUACAGCCGCCGAUGUUUGAUUUGCAUCCGAUGCGAGCGUUAUUUUUGAUGUCCAAGAGUGGCUUUAAGCCACCAACACUGAAGGAGAAGGAAAAGUGGUCUCCAACUUUUCAUUCCUUUAUUAAGACAGCACUGACGAAGAAUCCUAAGAAAAGGCCAACAGCUGAGCGUCUGCUGCAGCAUCAGUUUGUUGAGAGUGAAAUGCCCCUGAGAGUGGCUCAGGAACUUCUGCAGAAAUAUUACAGUCCCAAUCAGUUCUAUUUCUAUUCGGAUGGAGAUGAGGAGGGAGCUGUGGCGAAUGUUCCGCAGCGAAUUGCCAGCAAAAUGACAUCAAGAUCCAAUGGUAUUGCAGGUGGACAGAAUCAUACACUUAAAGCUACUCCACCAACUCAAUGGAAUGCAGAUCGCUCAUCGAGUCCUGAAACGUUACCAAGUGAUAUGAGUCUAUUGCAAUAUAUUGAUGAGGAACUGAAAUUAAGAGCGACUCUCCCGUUGAUGGACACGAAAGAUGGACUGGCAGGUGAAUGUGCAUGCUCUCAUGCAAUUGCAUCGAGUAAUCACAAUGGUGGGGCUCAGGGAAUGUCGGCGCAGAUACUGGCUCCUCUCAGGGAGACUGCUCUCGUGGGAUCUGACGAUUGUGGGGACCAGAAGGUGAUUUGUCGUGGGGAGACGAAUCAGAAUGGUGCUGUGGAGAGUCCGAGGAGGCACAGUUCGAUGGAUCAACUUGUGGGAUUGCUCAAUGAGAUGGGUGUUUCAUCGGGUAGGCAUAGGAGUUUGAGUGAUAGUGGUGGAGCUGCUGAAGAGGAAGAAGAUCGUCCUGAAGCUGCCCAGCCAGAUUUACUCAAUAACACUCCUCCAGUACCCCCAAAACGCUCCCAUCGUCGGAGACAUACACCUCCCAGGCCUACAUCGAAUGGCCUACCACCUACACCAAAAGUUCAUAUGGGCGCCUGCUUCAGCAAAAUCUUCAACGGAUGUCCUCUGAGUAUAAACUGCACAGCUUCGUGGAUUCAUCCGGAAACAAGGGAUCAACAUUUGUUGAUUGGAGCUGAAGAGGGCAUCUUCAAUCUCAACAUGAAUGAAUUGCACGAUGCAGUGAUCGAUCAGGUUUUUCCCAGGCGCACCACGUGGCUCUAUGUGAUCAAAGAUGUGCUCAUGUCACUGUCUGGAAAGAGCUCUCAGCUCUACAGGCAUGACCUCAUAGCCCUACACUCGAAACAGACGCACAGGUUCUCGUUGCACAUGAACAGAAUACCUGAGAAACUUGUACCCAGAAAGUUUGCUCUGACCACAAAGGUGCCGGACACCAAAGGAUGUACGCAGUGUUGUGUCACGAGGAAUCCCUACAAUGGCUACAAAUACCUUUGUGGGGCUCAACCAUCUGGUAUCUUCCUGAUGCAGUGGUACGAUCCUCUAAAUAAAUUCAUGCUGCUGAAGCAGUGCGAGUGGCCAUCGAUUGGAGGUACAGUGCCUCCUCAUACACCUGUCUUUGAAAUGUUGAUAACGCCCGAGUUAGAGUACCCGCUCGUGUGUGUGGCCAUUAAAAAGGCCAUCGGGAUGACGCAUAGUACCGUCAAGCUGGACUUGAUUAAUAUGAACAGCGGUGCCAGUUGGUUCCACUCGGAUGAGCUGGAAUGCGAUGGAACGGCCACAAUGGUACCCAGAAGGGAACCGUUGAAGGUCGUGAAGGUGCACCAGCUGGAGAAGGAUACAAUUCUCGUGUGUCAUGGCAACACAAUUCACAUUGUCACAAUGAAUGGGAUGCAGAAGCAGAGCAAGAAACUCGUGUCACAACUCAAAUUUGACUUUAACAUCGAAAGUGUUGUUUGCCUGAACGACAGUGUCUUAGCAUUCCAUAAGCAUGGAAUGCAGGGAAGAUCUCUGAGGAAUGGCGAGAUAACUCAGGAGAUCACCGACAUGAGUCGCACAUAUCGGCUUUUAGGGAGCGAUAAAGUUGUUGCGCUGGAGAGUCAAUUACUGCGUACUGGAUCUCUUGGAAGUGAAGAGGGACAUGAUUUGUAUAUUUUAGCCGGACAUGAGGCCAGCUAUUGAAAGACAAAGGCAUGCAAUAACAUUCUUUCAUACCGUUUACAUCUUUAAAAUAAAAAAAUCACUGUUUUUUUUAAUUCAGACGCGAGGAGUAAGUGUAUUUAGUAAGUUUCUAAUUAUUCCCAAAAAAAAAAUGUGGAAUUGCAAUUUAUUGAUAAAAGCACACAGAGAAAAUUUUAGAAAAAAAUUUAUUGACUUUGCUAAAAGAGCAAAAAGAAAGCCACAAUUUUCAGAAAGUUUCACUUUGAAAAUAAUGUUGUCAAAUUUGUAAAUAGUUCUUGAUAAAUGCGUAGAUUAAAUGUGAGAAAUGUGAGGAGUUUAAUAUGAGA
Molecule: messenger RNA, 3261 nt
Organism: Phlebotomus papatasi
Lineage: Eukaryota; Metazoa; Arthropoda; Insecta; Diptera; Psychodidae
Gene: hppy
Product: mitogen-activated protein kinase kinase kinase kinase 3
Exons: 10
Coding region: 248-2935 (895 amino acids)
Biological process (GO): protein phosphorylation
Molecular function (GO): ATP binding; MAP kinase kinase kinase kinase activity
Source: RefSeq, a predicted model, not a curated record